UAGAAGCCGGGGUUGGUGUGCGCGGGGCGGGGUCCUUGGAAGGCCGGGCGGGCGGAGGCUCGGGAAGCAGCAGCGGCGGCGAGACCCCGGCGCGGGAGCUGGGCCUUGGUCCGCGCCCUGGCAGCUGUGUCUGUGUGCACACCUUGGACACGUGGGGCCGGCUGGGAACGAUGCCACCACCAUCAGACAUCGUCAAAGUGGCCAUUGAGUGGCCGGGUGCUAAUGCUCAGCUCCUUGAAAUCGACCAGAAGCGGCCCCUGGCGUCCAUCAUCAGGGAAGUGUGCGAUGGGUGGUCGCUGCCAAACCCGGAGUAUUACACGCUGCGCUACGCGGACGGGCCCCAGCUCUACAUCACUGAGCAGACUCGCAGUGACAUUAAGAAUGGGACAAUCUUACAGCUGGCUGUCUCCCCGUCCCGGGCCGCGCGGCAGCUGAUGGACAGGACCCAGUCGUCCAACAUGGAGACCCGGCUGGACGCCAUGAAGGAGCUGGCCAAGCUCUCUGCGGACGUGACCUUCGCCACCGAGUUCAUCAACAUGGACGGCAUCGUGGUGCUCACGCGGCUCGUGGAGAGUGGAACCAAGCUCUUGUCCCACUACAGUGAGAUGCUGGCAUUCACCCUGACUGCCUUCUUAGAGCUCAUGGACCAUGGCAUUGUCUCCUGGGACAUGGUGUCCAUCACCUUCAUUAAGCAGAUCGCAGGGUACGUGAGCCAGCCCAUGGUGGACGUGUCCAUCCUCCAGAGGUCCCUGGCCAUCCUGGAGAGCAUGGUCCUGAACAGCCAGAGUCUGUACCAGAAGAUAGCAGAGGAAAUCACUGUGGGACAGCUCAUCUCUCACCUGCAGGUCUCCAACCAGGAAAUCCAGACCUACGCCAUCGCCCUGAUCAACGCGCUUUUCCUGAAGGCCCCCGAGGACAAGAGACAGGACAAGCACCUUAAUCCGCUAGACCUGCCUGUCACUGACAUGGCCAAUGCUUUCGCCCAGAAGCACCUCCGGUCCAUCAUCCUGAAUCACGUGAUCCGAGGGAACCGCCCAAUCAAAACCGAGAUGGCUCAUCAGCUGUAUGUCCUGCAAGUCCUGACCUUUAACCUUCUAGAAGAAAGGAUGAUGACCAAGAUGGACCCCAACGACCAGGCUCAGCGGGACAUCAUAUUCGAACUGAGGAGGAUCGCGUUUGACGCAGAGUCCGACUCCAGCACCGUCCCCGGGAGUGGGACUGAGAAGCGCAAAGCCAUGUACACGAAGGACUACAAGAUGCUGGGGUUCACCAACCACAUCAACCCGGCAAUGGACUUCACGCAGACUCCUCCCGGGAUGCUGGCCCUGGACAACAUGCUGUACUUGGCCAAAGUCCACCAGGACACCUACAUCCGGAUUGUCCUGGAGAACAGCAGCCGCGAAGACAAACACGAAUGCCCCUUUGGCCGCAGCGCCAUCGAGCUUACCAAGAUGCUCUGUGAAAUCCUGCAGGUUGGGGAACUGCCAAACGAAGGGCGCAACGACUACCACCCGAUGUUCUUCACCCACGACCGGGCCUUUGAGGAGCUCUUUGGGAUCUGCAUCCAGCUGCUGAACAAGACCUGGAAGGAGAUGAGGGCAACGGCGGAGGACUUCAACAAGGUCAUGCAGGUGGUCCGAGAGCAGAUCACGCGCGCGCUGCCCUCCAAACCCAACUCCUUGGACCAGUUCAAGAGCAAACUGCGCAGCCUGAGCUACUCUGAGAUCCUGAGGCUGCGCCAGUCCGAGAGGAUGAGUCAGGACGACUUCCAGUCCCCGCCGAUCGUGGAGCUGAGGGAGAAGAUCCAGCCCGAGAUCCUGGAGCUGAUCAAGCAGCAGCGCCUGAACCGGCUCUGUGAGGGCAGCAGCUUCCGGAAGAUUGGGAACCGCCGAAGGCAGGAGCGCUUCUGGUACUGCCGCCUGGCGCUGAACCACAAGGUCCUGCACUACGGCGAUUUGGAUGACAACCCGCAGGGGGAGGUGACGUUUGAGUCCCUGCAGGAGAAAAUUCCCGUUGCAGACAUUAAGGCCAUCGUCACCGGGAAGGACUGCCCCCACAUGAAGGAGAAGAGCGCCCUGAAACAGAACAAGGAGGUGUUGGAAUUGGCCUUCUCCAUCCUGUACGACCCUGACGAGACCCUGAACUUCAUCGCACCUAAUAAGUACGAGUACUGCAUCUGGAUCGACGGCCUCAGCGCCCUCCUGGGGAAGGACAUGUCCAGCGAGCUGACGAAGAGCGACCUGGACACGCUGCUGAGCAUGGAGAUGAAGCUGCGGCUCCUGGACCUGGAGAACAUCCAGAUUCCCGAAGCGCCCCCGCCGGUGCCCAAGGAGCCCAGCAGCUACGACUUCGUCUAUCACUACAGCUGAGCCUGGAGCCGCAGGCGCCGGUGCCCAGGGAGGGGUUUGGGGCCCAGAAGAAACGCUCACAGUCUGGUGCCUUGUCCUUCGCUUGUACAGAAUCUGUAGUGACCGUGGUGGCCAGUACAUGCCAACCGUUCCUCAGACCCACCUCAGACCACCGAGAGCUGCCUCCGGGUCCCCGUCUCCUGUGAGUCGUGACGGCAGGUGCUCUGGCUUCCCCGCCGCCGUGGAGCCUGUGUCCGGGCCGUGAGGAACGAGCGGCAGAGGCCCUUGCCCUUUGGGCCGAGAAACUGCUUCUUGAGCUGGAUUUCACAGAAGCCACUCACCUUUUCUUCCUGAGCCUGCUCUCCGGUGGCCAGCUGUCUUGCCGUGUGGGCAAGAGCUGCCUGCGGAGGACCGACGUGCUGGGUGUGCUGGGAGCCUUGGGGAGGCUGCCUUUGGCUGGCCCAUGCCUGUGCCAGACCCAAGCAGAGGCCUUGCCCAUGCUUGCGUCGUCUUUGUGAGGGCUCACUGUGGCCUCACACGGGGCCUGCAGGCUGCUGCUGCUGCUGCUGCUGCUGAGGCUGAGCUGCGGCUCCAAAGCUCUGCCCUCCGGAGCUGCCAGACCUCGCUCGCCCACGCAGUUGUCUGGGCAGACGGUGAUUUCUACCUACAAGCUCCCAGUCUGUCAUCUUGGCGAGUCAGAGCCAGGAGGGCUGAGUCCCACCCUCUUACUCUCAAGGAACUCUGUGGGAAGAGCCCAGAUGAGCCUGGGCCUAGGCCGGUGAGGUCUCUCGAUUCUGCUCCCCUCCCCCCACAUUUCUAUUGUCCCUUCCUCUGGGAGAGAUCUCCCAGUGAACCUGAAGUGUGUCCCCCUCCAGGUGGCUUUCCUUUGGCCUUCCAGACCUCAGGAAGUUGGCCUUCCCUCCCUCCCCAUCCCAGCGCUGUGGUUCCUCCCUUGGGCCAUGAUUUCAGGGCGCUGGCCGAGGCCACAGCUGUGCCAACGGGGCAUCCUUGGUGCUGCCGCACUUGUAAACCACACGCACAGCCUCUCUCCUUGGACGUACGUCAACCCGGCAUUCAGUAUUGGUAGCCUGGCAUGGUAGGUCCUACCCAAUGAAGAGUGUACUAUAUAUUUUCUUUACUAUAGGCCAUACUUAUACAGACGUGUAUAUAUAUUUAUAUAUAAGCUCUACCUAUCCUAGGAUGGAAUGUUUGAGGGGAAAUGAAAUUGGAGGCAGAAGAAAAAAUAGUAACACUUCCAGUUGUGAGCCAAGACUGUACAGCCUGCGAGCAGCCAGGAGCUUCCUGUUAGUAA
This is a messenger RNA of Phyllostomus discolor (pale spear-nosed bat), 3660 nucleotides long. It is a transcript of the gene ELMO2, whose product is annotated as engulfment and cell motility 2. Bases 171 to 2369 code for a protein of 732 amino acids. The record is from RefSeq and is a predicted model, not a curated record. The transcript is spliced from 22 exons. Gene Ontology annotation, biological process: actin filament organization; cell motility. NCBI's taxonomy places the organism in Eukaryota, Metazoa, Chordata, Mammalia, Chiroptera, Phyllostomidae.